AUGAAGCUAUCCAUUCUCGCAGCCGUGUUGCUCCUUAGUAACAUAAUCCAAAACGUACAAGCCGACACCGACUAUUUCAACAAGCCAGUCGCUGCAUCAUCUUUCUCGCCAUGCCAACAAGUCGACUUUUUGCUUGAUAAGAUUGACAACGACGAGGACCAAAUCAUUCUUGCUCAGCUCUACAAACAUGAGGAUAUCCACAAAGAUGAGCAUGGCCAGGAAGAAGAGAAUGAUGAUGAUGAUGAUGAUGAUAAUAGCGCUGAUGCGGCAUUUGUCAAGACAAUCCGUAUGUGGCGUGGUGAUGAUAUUGGUGAUGAAAACAGUGAUUUCUCAUUUUCCUGGAUUGUGCCUGCUUCCCUUGCCAAUGGCAAAUACCAUGUUCAAAUCGAAACCAAACGUGUCGGCAGUGAUACCAUCGAACAAGGCGAUACCACACGCAGCCGCACAUUUACCAUUCUUCCCAAUCCCGACAAUACCACAAACAAGAAUCGUUGCAUGCGACAAUGA
Molecule: messenger RNA, 507 nt
Organism: Lichtheimia ornata
Lineage: Eukaryota; Fungi; Mucoromycota; Mucoromycetes; Mucorales; Lichtheimiaceae
Exons: 3
Coding region: 1-507 (168 amino acids)
Source: RefSeq, a predicted model, not a curated record